CUUGGGGUCACUAGGCAAGCCCGGGCCAGAAUCAGGAUUCUAAGUCGAUUUCGAUCUCGAAGCUGCUCUACAUAAAGGAGCAGACUUCUUCUCGUCGAUCCCCUUUUUUCUUUUUGUAUCACCAUCAAUAUCUUGACGAUAUAGUAGCUUCUUUUUGGCUCAGGAGCCCUGCAUAGUCUCUCCUUUCCUACGAAAGCCCCUAUCCUUGUACAUAUACCCAUACUCAAGUUGUAUAUACAACACCAGUACAUACUAUAUACCCUCCUUUUAACCCCUUUUUGAAACAUAUACAAAAUGUGGUCUCCCAAGGUUGCUGCCGCUGUCCUCGCCUUUGUUGGUGCUACCAACGCCUGGCAGCCCCCGACAUACAGCGGCUGGAACUUGGUCUGGACUGACACCUUCGCUGGCAACGGUGGCACUUCUCCUAACCAGAACAACUGGAACAUCAUUACCGGAAACCUGAACGUCAACGCCGAGCAGGAGACCUACUCCUCCAGCACCGCCAAUGUUCAGCUCAGCGGUGGAAGCACCCUGCAGCUGGUCCCCUGGAGAGAUAGCAGCAAGGGAACCAGCACCUUUGGUGGCUGGACCUCCGGUCGUCUUGAGUCUAAGUACACAUUCACUCCUCAGGCCGGCAGGGUCACCCGUCUUGAAGCCGCCAUCCGCUUCGGCAGCAACGCUCAGGCCAACAAGCAGGGUAUCUGGCCUGCUUUCUGGAUGCUGGGUGACUCCCUCCGUCAACCGGGCGGCAGCUGGCCCAACUGUGGUGAGAUCGACAUCAUGGAGACUGUCGACGGCCAGGCUACCGGCCACGGUACCCUUCACUGCGACGUCUACCCCGGCGGUAUCUGCAACGAGGGUAACGGUAUUGGAGGCCCUGUCAACAUCGCCAACGUCAACGACUGGCACGCGUGGCGUGUUGAGAUCGACCGCACUCCCAGCAGCUGGCAGUCCGAGACCCUCACCUGGUCUCUCGACGGCACCAACUACUUCCAGAUCACUGGUUCCCGCAUUGGCAACCAGAACGUCUGGAACAACAUUGCUCACAGCCCCCUCUUCUUCAUUCUUAACGUUGCUGUCGGUGGCAACUGGCCUGGCAACCCCAACAGCGCCACCCUCGAUGGCUACGGAAGCAUGAUGGAGGUUGGCUACGUCGCUCAAUACUCUACCUAAGAACCUUGCUUUCUUGAGGUAGCUGUUUGUGACAUGCGAUACCACAGUACAUAAGCCUGAGAUCCUCUCGGGCUCAGUGGCAAAUCAGGAGGAUGAGCAUUUUCACUUCCUCUUGUCACUAUGCACAUACAUGCCCUUUUAUGAUGUAUAUAUCCUUUUUCUUCAUGUAUAUAUUGCGCUUUGCUUUGCGAAGAUGAGUGGAUAAGUACGAAUUGAUGAUGCUUAUGUUUAUAUAUUUAUAUGAGCU
Molecule: messenger RNA, 1420 nt
Organism: Trichoderma harzianum CBS 226.95
Lineage: Eukaryota; Fungi; Ascomycota; Sordariomycetes; Hypocreales; Hypocreaceae
Product: glycoside hydrolase family 16 protein
Exons: 2
Coding region: 295-1173 (292 amino acids)
Biological process (GO): carbohydrate metabolic process
Molecular function (GO): hydrolase activity, hydrolyzing O-glycosyl compounds
Source: RefSeq, a predicted model, not a curated record